Microthlaspi erraticum is the source of this 1323-nucleotide messenger RNA. The record is from the annotation of a GenBank genome assembly. Lineage: Eukaryota; Viridiplantae; Streptophyta; Magnoliopsida; Brassicales; Brassicaceae.
AUGGAGGGAACAUCCAGCUCGUCGGCCGGCGGCCACAACUACACCGUCGUGAUUAAUGCUCUUACUAGCCGAGGCUGGUGCUUCAGAGACGUCGAUUACUUGAAGACUCUGGUCACUGAAAUCUCCUCCUUGAUCGGCGGCGGUAAUAAAACAGGCGCGGUCGUGGAGUCAGUGGAGGCGGAGCUGCUUAACAUGGAUAUUAGGUUAAUCGGAGGUAAGUCCCUCCCCGACGCAACCGAGCUGCGCAGGUUUUCUCAUCUUCAAGGCCCCAAAGUUCUCCAGAUAAGCUCUGUGAGGGAUGUUACAAAAAGUAAUGCAGAGGAAUUUCUGGGAAGUUCGAGUGGUAAACGAGUGCUAAAAUUCUCUCUGACCGAUGGGAAGACAGAGAUAUCAGCGCUUGAGUACUCUCACAUACCAUCAAUUAACAAUGAUGUGACUCCUGGUACUAAGGUCCGUCUAGAAAAUAAGGCUGUGAUACGUGACGGUCUAGUUUGUUUGACUCCAAAAGAGGUGACUGUAUUGGGCGGUUAUGUGCAAUCACUCACAGAAGAAUGGCAGAUGAAGAAAAAGUACUCUAGUUUGGCUCGUUCAUCUCAGGAAAGCAAAGCUGGCGAUGGCCCUCCUCCUUUUGAGGAGUUGCAGAUUCGAACAGGUUCCCAUCACCGUGAUUCCUACAUGACGACUUCUAGGAAUAUUGUACCUACUGCUGCAGAAAGCGCCGUAAAACACGCCGGUGGAGAAAAAGGUGAAAGUAGUGAAGCUGAUAGGAACAUCAAAGGGAAAGAUAAGAAUUCUGCAGAUUCUGAUCCAAAAUUAUCUGUGAAAGUUGAAAGUCAGGAAAAGCCAAGCGGUUCCGAUACAAGACCGAAACAAGUGGUGGAAGCUGUUCCUUUACAGAACCAAGCAGCUGCGCAGGUACUUCUUGAGAAGAUGAAAAAUUCGAGCUCAAACGAACGGCAAUACCAAGGAAGAAGAGGUAGAGGUAGGGGUAGGGGUAGAGGAAGGGGAAGAGACGAAGACGACUCUACAGUCUUUACACUUGACGAGUGGGAAAAGAGGAAUACUGGUGGUGGAGGAGUUCUUGCAACAUCUGACCAUCGUAGCGACACUACCCGCGAUGAAGAUCUUGCGUGGCAGCUUCAGAAUCAGUUUGAUCUGGAAGACUCUUAUGGACAGGAGGUGCAGGGAACCGGGGCUGCAGAUAUCAGACUAAAUAUGUUUGAUUACGGAAGAGCAGAAGAAAACUUUGGCCGCGGAAGGGGCAGAGGAGGAAGAGGAAGAGGAGGAGGGCGAGGACAUAGGCGGGGAAGAGGACGUGGUUAG